Molecule: messenger RNA, 1428 nt
Organism: Sporisorium graminicola
Lineage: Eukaryota; Fungi; Basidiomycota; Ustilaginomycetes; Ustilaginales; Ustilaginaceae
Exons: 1
Coding region: 1-1428 (475 amino acids)
Source: RefSeq, a predicted model, not a curated record
AUGGACCUCACGGCAAUCCUAGCAGCCCUUUCUGCGGUACACUCCCCCGCAGCCCCAGCGCAGCAUACCACCACGCCUGCUCAGCCACUCAUCGCUUGCCGUACCUGCAAGCUCCCGCAACCAGCUUCCCAGUUUGUACAUCAGCGUUUUCCAAACAAGACGGUUCUCAACUGUUUUGGCUGCCGUUCGCUCAUUACGCCGAACCCCACACCAGUUAGCCGUCGACAGGUAGCUCGUGCAGCACCUCGCGCAGCUCCAGUACCCACGCGCUUGCCAACAGCUUUACAGCGGCUGCCUGUUGUCGCGCCAGCGCCACCUCAGCAGCAGCGUCCCCCGCCAGUAGUACCACAGCCAACGCCCGUCGCCACGCAUCACACGGCUGCCGAACCGCUGGUUGCAGCCCCAGCAGCGACCCACCCACCGGCAGUUCAGCCCUUCCCGGCGGUGCAGGCACAGGUUCAACCGACUCCGGCCUUUGGCACCGUCGGGGCUCUGGCACCAGUGGUUACGCACGCAGACCUCGCCGAGCUUCGCCAGACCCUGCAGGACGACCUCACCGACACUCUGCGUGAUCUCCUGGCAGCUCACUUUGCAAACGCGGCAGCGCCAGCCCAGCCCAACGUCCCGGCAGCCCAUUUGGCUCCGGCUUCUGUGCCAGCCGCUGCACCCUUGCCAACACCAACAUUCCAGCCGGUAGUACCGGCUGCUCCAAUCCCACCUGGUGAGUCUCUUGCCAAUCUCACUGGAUUCCCUUGGGUCACACCUGAUCUUGCCGACAAGGUCUACAACGACACCCUUCCAGCUCAAGAGCUGCACCGCCUCGCCAACCCAGCCUGGUUACCUGCCGACCCCGAAGAGAGCACAGGCUUCACAGUGAACGGCAUUGUCUUUGGCAAGCCAGCAACUAGCCUUUCGUCCAGUCGUCAAUUUGCAAAAGCACUUCCAAACUUUGCUAGCUUCUGGAGAGUGUGGAUUGUGUACAUGCAGCUUCGUGCUUCUGCUUCUUCGGAUCGUGGUCUUGGCAUUGCACUCGGCACGUUUCUGCACCACAUCUACGAAGUGGAGCAAGUCUUUCCCUGGUCGCGGGUGGUCGACUACAUUCUUACCGUCUGCAUCAAGCGUUUUGGACGGUCCUCCUCUGCGGACUGGCUGAACACGGACUCCAACGCGCACUUUGCCAGCUUUCAAGGCGUACAGGGUCGUGUUGCGCCUUCUUCCUCCACACCCGGUUCCAAGCGGCCAGCGCCAAAGGACGACGACCCCCGCCGCAAGCAAGUCUGCUUCUCCUGGAACAACGGCAAGUGUUCAGGUACUGAAAAGCGACCGUGCAUCCGCCUCCACGUCUGCAGCAAGUGCAACGCCCCUCACCAGUCCAAAACCUGCCAGUCGACCGCAGACUCAGGCUCGGGCAUCAAAAAGCAAGCCUAG